ACAGUAUGAUUCGAGGCGGUAUGGCGUCGGGAAAGAGAAAAGGCAGCCCCACUCCACGGAGCAGAUCUGUCUCUGGCAGUGAAUCCAUCAUCUCCACCGGAGCUCGACCCAAGACAGCUGUGGUUCAGCGAAAGCUUGUCAAAACCAAUUCAAAGACUCAAAUCACUGCUGAACAGACGCCUUCUUCUUCAAGUGCAGCUGUCAAACCCAAAGUGGAUGCAAAACAACAAUAUGGUCAAAACUCUGUCGACCAGGAAAUGGAAAAAUGGCAGCUCCAUACACUGAUACUGACCUACUUGACAGCACAGUUGGAGAGCCGUAAUGCAAAACUCAGAGCUUUGGCAGAGGAAGGUCUCCAGUUCCAACUGAAGCAAUUCGACAUGUGCAGUGAAUUGGUCUGUGAGAACGAGCGCAAACAUGACCUUGCUGAGAAGGAAAAGGAAGUGGAUGAGGUGCUGGACUUGCAGGUUGCUACUCUGACUCCAGUGGCAACAAUUGCUCCACAGUUCACAAACUACUACAGUUAUUUCACAAAAAACUUGGCUUGCAUGGAACAUCUGCUGUCUGUCUACAAUUACUACAUUGGCGGAAACGAAAUUGAAUUUCUCGAUGAAGCUGAGAAUUCCCUCAAGGAGAGUGAGGAUAUACUUGUGGAAUUUGAAGAGGCGGAUAACAAACAAAAUGCUGCAUCUCUGGAGCUCGUCAGAUGCAUGAAGACGACCUCCAAGGUGGUCAGUCAGCAGCUUGCAAGUUCAUUUGAAAUGCUGCUGAAGCUGUGCUCGCUGGCCUGCCGCUAUUCAGUGAAUGUCCAGCAGGGCAAAGAGGAAGAACAACUUGGUGAUUCAAGGAUCCGUGAGCUUUUCUCCACAGUGAUGCUCAGUAAAGUCUGAAAUUACGUAGCUCAUGCACUUUGAGUCCUCUGAGAAAACUGUUCAAAUUAUUGUAGCCGCUACACAUUUUUUUGUCUCCUGUCGGUGAAGUUUAAAGUCCUGGGUCACAAGAAAAGGAACAGCUGGAGCUCUGAGCUCAAACAGCUGCAACCGCUGCAACAACAGCAAUCCCAGAAACGAAUGGAAAAGUUAUAAGGAAACGGGCUUCAAAGGAGACAAGUAGACCCACUUCCUGUAUGUGUGGAAGCAGCAGUGGGAGAGAGGAAAUAGUUUAACACGCCUGUGUACCGGACACACAAGCAAGAAUGGCGAAAGGAGCAGGACCAGCAGAAGGUAUGGCUAAGGUCAUCCCACUGUGUUUCACAUCAAGGAGGAAAGAGCUAAUUCAGCCUCAGAGCAGCCCAAGGAACCGCCGGGCACUGAAGAACUUUCUCCAGGAAGUUGAGGGUCCAGGAAGGAUUAUGUCCUGUCAAUGCUGCAUCUUCCGGUGAAGGCCAUGCAAGGUGGCGGCACAGCGAAACCGGGAAAAACCCGCCGUUGUUGCAGUGAAGAGUGAACUGGCAAAUCAAUAAAGUCUGCAGGACUUCAGCCAGAGUGGCUACGGAGAACCAAGACAAAAGCUUUGCUUUCUGCAGGUGCGAAGCAGAACAAAUAAAAGACAGAAGGCAGGACGACAUUAAAGUUUCCUGUGUGGAUGCUUCAGAGGACAAAGGCAAGAAGAAACGAAAUGCUGGCAAAAGUGAAAGAAACUUCACCAGGAAGCUCAAGGAAGACGAAGGUGGAGGAAGACCUGCAGUCGGGUCAGCUCUUCAAAAUCACAAUCAGAAAUACUCCAUUGAUCAUCCAGGGGAAAUUCUUACCUUUCUGAGUCAAAAUAAAGCUUUUGUUGAAGAAACACAUGACAGAAGUAAAGUUGCUGACAAAAACAUGGCUCAUUAUAUAAAUCAGCUCAACUAUGAACAUUUAGUUGACAUAGUGUUCGUAUUUGAACAUUAAUAGCAUCAUAAAGACAGAGCACCGCCCUCAUCUGAGGCUCAGUCAAACCUGGCCUCCGGAUGUAGGCGGGGCAGCGCUGUGUCGCACUGUGUCCGUUGCCGAGUCUCUUCUCAGUAUUUUAAUGAAAAUUAAAAGAAAAUGUAAAAACGGCCAAGUUCAAUUCAUAAUUAGUUUAUAAAAUCACUGGAAAAUACAACCAUUUAUUUUUGUAAUUUUAUUUUAUUUUUAUUUUUGUGACGGUCGGGGAAGCCCGGCCUCCCCUUCCUCCUCACGGCACGUCGCUGCUCCGUUGUGUUUUGGUUUCCCAGCGUCCCUGUUCCGUAAUAAAAGAUUAUCAUUUUUUCUUUUUAUAAUCUAUUUUUGUCCUGGAAAUUAGUUUUCUUUGUUGGCCUGCUUGUGCCUUGAGCUUAGCUCUUUUUUUUGUCUUUUGAUAACCUUUUUUUGUCCUGGAAAUUAGUUUUC
This is a messenger RNA of Salarias fasciatus (jewelled blenny), 2348 nucleotides long. RefSeq lists its product as uncharacterized. Bases 6 to 890 code for a protein of 294 amino acids. Lineage: Eukaryota; Metazoa; Chordata; Actinopteri; Blenniiformes; Blenniidae. The transcript is spliced from 9 exons. The record is from RefSeq and is a predicted model, not a curated record.